Molecule: messenger RNA, 1143 nt
Organism: Spinacia oleracea (spinach)
Lineage: Eukaryota; Viridiplantae; Streptophyta; Magnoliopsida; Caryophyllales; Amaranthaceae
Product: putative cysteine-rich repeat secretory protein 5
Exons: 2
Coding region: 29-946 (305 amino acids)
Source: RefSeq, a predicted model, not a curated record
UAACUUGUAACCUCAACUGCUCAAAUUCAUGACUAAAUCGAGAAAAAUAGCCUCUUCUUUCCUCCUUAAAAUGAAACUCGCCCUUUUUAUCAUCAUUUCAUCCUUUCUUAUUAUCUCCAAAGCUCAACUUACCUAUAUCCACCAAGAUUGUUACGAUAACUAUGGAAGAUACGGCCUUUUAAGCAACUAUAGAGCCAACCUCGAAAGAGCCAUCACCGAACUCACAACAACUGCAACAACCACCUACUUCAGCAACUACACCACCGGCAUCGGCCAAGACAGAGUUAACGCCCUAUAUUCCUGUCGAUACGAUGUCUCCCCUCAAGUUUGCCAAAACUGCUUCGCUAGUACCACCAGAAACAUUUCCUGGUGUUUUUCUAGUGUCGAAGGCCUCAUCGCUUACGAGGAAUGCACCUUACAUUACUCGAACCGAUCAAUCUCCGGUCUCAUGGAAGAUCUACCCCGGUUAUAUCAUUACAGUACCGGAGUAGAAGAAACUACCCGUUUUACCCUCGUAUUAGAAAAUACAGUUACUGAUCUGAUCACCACCGCCGCCUCUGAAUUUCUUAUAUCGUCGCGGUACUUUGCCACCGCGACUGUGAGAUAUUCCGGUAGCGAAACCAUUUACGCGCUAGCGCAGUGUAAUCCGGAUAUUACCUCGUUUGAGUGUAGAACAUGUUUGCGAACUGGUUUCGAUGGGUUUACAAGUAAUUUUACUGGCGCAAAUUAUGGACAGAUUUUUAUGACAAGCUGUAGGUUGAGUUAUAUAUUGUCUAGUGAGGUGCCGAGUCGACCGUGGAGAUUUGCGCAAACUUUUCUACAAUUAAAUCAACCGAGGUUUACUCCUCGAUACUUCUCUUCGAUAGGAACACGAAGAAGUUCAAUCGUUGGUGCAAUAAUAGCAACUAUUAUGAGUGUGGCAUUAUCUUUAAAGCUUCUGCAAUAAGGAAGUAAUAGUCAAUCAUGAUCUUAUGCUUCAUUGUGCAAAUGUAUAUGGCUAGCUUUGCCCCUACUUUUCGGGUGUGCUUUAAUUUGUAUCGUCUGCUUGAUUGCUUAUCCAAUGUUUUUCUUCAUAUUCAUAUACUCAAUAUGCAUGCAGCUUGUGUAGUGUAUUUGCUUGGAAUACUAUCUUGUUUUCAUUUA